GCGUGAUGUCAUCAGUAGGCGACGGCAUUGACCAGACCUCACGUUGGAGACCCGCAGGAGACCCAGGGAUAAACGGGAUCCGGAACCCCACCCCAGUCCUCCAUUUUAUUCCUUAUUUCCUUGCACUAAGAGAACACAAAUAAGACAUUGCACCAGGAACAACAUUAAAAAUGGAAGCAGUGGAGUCCUGGGUGAAGGACCAGCUCCACGAGGUGCUGGGUAUGAGUGACCGGCACGUAGCACAGUUUUUGGUGGGGACCGCACUACGCAGUUCAAGUUCUUCUGAUUUCCUGAGACGUCUUGGUGAUACUGGAGCUAUCGAUGUGACAGAGAAAGUAAAAAAGUUUAUAGAGGAACUCUGGGUAAAGAUUCCACGCAAGGCUCCAGUUGAGCGACCAGCUCGGGCUGCGGAGAGAGAAGCCCUGGCAAUGCAGGAGAAGAACAGAUCGUAUGCUCUGAUUGAGGAUAGUGAGGAAGAGGAGGCAAAGGACGAGAAAAAAGACGAUAAGAGAAAGAAAAAGAAGCAUUUCAGGAAGAGAAAGAAAGAGGAGUCAUCCGACAGUGAGAGCGAUAAAAUACAGAUCGAGAAGGUGCCUUCUCCUUCCAACACCUCUGAAGACGAUGAAGAAAGGGAAGAGUUGGCACGGUUAAAGGAUCUAGAAGAGAGGGAUGCUUUUGCAGAACGUGUGAAAAAGAGAGAUAAGGAAAAAACCAGGAACAUAGUGGAGAGGUCUGAUAAAAAGGCAUAUGAAGAGGCACAGAAAAGGCUCAAACUGGCGGAAGAAGAUCGUAAAAAGAUGGUACCAGAGUUGAGGAAGAAGUCCAGGAGAGAUUACCUGGGGAAAAGAGAAAAGGAAAAGCUGGAAGAUCUCGAGGCUGAGAUUGCGGAUGACGAGUAUCUCUUUGCAGAGCCGGAGCUGACUGCAGUUGAGCAAAAGGAGCUGGAAUAUAAGCGCAGGGUGCGCGAUCUGGCGAAAGAGUACAAGAAAGCAGGCGAAAAGGAACGUAUGGAAAAACAUGACCGGUACUUUAUACCUGAGGAAAUUCGGAGCAAGAAAAUACCCGACCGAUACGAGGAGCCAGUGACUGAGGAGAAAUUUGCUCCCCGGGAGGAACAGAGGCGCUGGGAAGAGGAACAUAUUGGCGCCGCAUCCCUGAGAUUUGGGGCCAAAGAUGCGCAAAGCCGCGGGCAGAAGGAAUACGACUUUGUGAUGGAGGAGGAUGAAUUCAUUCAGUUUGUCAGCUCUACACAAAUGAAGGGCACUGUGGAGAAGCAAGAAGAGGAGGAUUCCGAAGCAUUGUCGGAGGCAGAGAAGAAACAUCUGUCCAUUCAAGAGGUGCGUCGUAGCCUCCCAGUCUUCCCGUAUCGCGCAGAUCUCCUACAAGCCAUUUCUGAACACCAAAUUCUCAUCAUCGAGGGAGAGACUGGAUCCGGCAAGACUACCCAGAUCCCACAAUACCUCCACGAAGAGGGCUACACUAACAAUGGAAUGAAGAUUGGGUGCACUCAGCCUCGUAGAGUAGCUGCAAUGAGUGUGGCCUCUCGAGUCUCCCAGGAGAUGGCAGUGAAACUGGGCAACGAGGUUGGAUACAGUAUUCGGUUUGAGGAUUGCACGUCGGAGCGCACAGUACUGAAAUACAUGACAGACGGGAUGUUGCUGAGAGAAUUUCUCACUGAACCUGAUCUGGCCGGCUAUAGCGUUAUAAUAAUAGAUGAAGCCCACGAAAGGACCUUGCACACAGACGUGCUCUUUGGUCUUAUCAAGGACAUUGCCCGGUUCCGUCCUGAUCUGAAGGUUCUGGUCGCUAGUGCCACCCUGAACACUGAACGCUUCUCCGCCUUCUUUGACGAAGCCCCUAUCUUCCGAAUCCCUGGACGCAGAUACCCCGUUGACAUCUAUUACACCAAGGCUCCUGAGGCGGACUACCUAGAGGCCUGUGUUGUGUCUGUGUUACAGAUUCACGUUACGCAGCCUACUGGAGACAUCUUGGUUUUCCUCACUGGACAGGAAGAGAUUGAAACAUGCUGUGAAAUGAUACAGGAGCGGUGCCGCCGGCUCGGAUCGAAGAUUGCAGAGUUGUUGGUGUUACCAAUUUAUGCCAAUUUACCAUCUGACAUGCAGGCCAAGAUAUUUGAACCUACACCUCCUGGAGCACGGAAGGUUGUUAUAGCCACCAACAUUGCGGAAACCUCACUGACCAUCGAUGGUAUCAUUUAUGUGAUUGACCCUGGAUUUUGCAAACAGAAGAGUUACAAUGCUCGUUCAGGAAUGGAGUCUUUAAUUGUUACUCCUUGUUCAAAGGCAUCAGCCAAUCAGAGAACGGGAAGGGCUGGCCGCGUGGCAGCAGGGAAGUGUUUCAGAUUGUAUACUGCCUGGGCCUACAAGAACGAGAUGGAAGAUACAACAGUACCUGAGAUCCAGAGAACAAACUUGGGGAACGUGGUACUUCUACUCAAAAGUUUGGGUAUCAAUGACCUGAUCCACUUUGAUUUCAUGGACCCCCCACCUCAUGAGACACUAGUUCUAGCUCUGGAGCAGCUGUAUGCGCUCGGAGCCCUAAACCACCUGGGGGAACUCACGAAGAUGGGCAGAAGAAUGGCUGAGUUGCCAGUUGAUCCCAUGUUAUCCAAGAUGAUUCUGGCAUCUGAGAAGUACAAUUGCUCAGAGCAGAUCCUCACCAUCGCGGCCAUGCUGUCUGUAAACAACACCAUCUUCUACCGGCCCAAAGACAAGCUGGUGCAUGCGGACACAGCACGUGCCAACUUCACAGUGCCUGGAGGGGACCACCUGGUACUGCUUAAUGUAUAUACACAGUGGGUGGAAGGUGGUUACUCUCUCCAGUGGUGCUAUGAGAAUUUCAUCCAGGCGCGUUCUCUCCGCCGGGCUCGCGAUGUUCGAGAGCAGCUAGAGGGACUCAUGGGACGAAUCGAGAUUGAGCUGACAUCCUGUGAGGGGGAAAACAUACCAGUGCGCAAGGCGAUCACGGCUGGCUAUUUUUAUCACACCGCCCGACUCACCCGCAGCGGAUAUAAAACAGUGAAGCAACAACAGGGUGUAUAUAUCCACCCCAACAGUAGUCUACAUGAGGAGCAGCCUCGCUGGGUUAUAUACCAUGAACUUGUCUUUACCACCAAGGAGUAUAUGAGACAGAUGAUCGAGAUUGAUAGCACUUGGCUGCUUGAGGUAGCACCACAUUAUUACAAAUCUCGGGAACUGGAAGACCCCACCAGUAAGAAGAUGCCAAGAAAAGCUGGAAAGAGCCGAGAGGAGCUGGGCUGACGGAUACACUGGAAAACUGCAGACUAAGGCUCUAAUUGUGCAAGAAUGAAUGGAUCUUCACGCCAUCUGACCGUAAAACCAGGAGGACCUAUUCUCAUACUGUUCAGUCACCCUAGGUUUCAGUAAAUUGAGCUUUGAGGCCAGCAUCUGACGUUCUUCAGCAGGAAAAUAUCAAGAUCCAUGAAGGGCCGGCUCUACUGCAGGGAUCUUAAACUCUACCCCCCAGAUAUUGGUGGCCUACAACUCCCAGGAUUCUCUAAAUACCAUAGAGAGCUAGAUAAUCGACUUGUAGUUCAGCAAUAUCUGGGGACUGGAGUUUGAUAUGUCUGAUCUACAGCAAAACACAAAAUAGCUGCAGACACAUUUUAAGGAAUAUGUACACACAUUACCGUAUGUAAAAUAUUAUUGCUUUGUGCCUGCACUAUGCUGUGAUGUUUUAACAGGACUUGAUUACAUCUUGUAUUUUCCUUUCCGACCUUCCCUGCUGCAGCCUGUAAUGAAAGGUACACACCCCUCUGUACAUCUGUAUAUAAAGAUUUUCAUUUUGUGUA
Pelobates fuscus (common spadefoot toad) is the source of this 3832-nucleotide messenger RNA. It is a transcript of the gene DHX16, whose product is annotated as DEAH-box helicase 16. Gene Ontology annotation, molecular function: ATP binding; helicase activity; RNA binding. The coding region runs from base 171 to 3281 and encodes 1036 amino acids. The record is from RefSeq and is a predicted model, not a curated record. NCBI's taxonomy places the organism in Eukaryota, Metazoa, Chordata, Amphibia, Anura, Pelobatidae. Gene Ontology annotation, cellular component: catalytic step 2 spliceosome; intracellular anatomical structure. The transcript has 22 exons.